AUGUCAAUCAAAGUCAAGAAUAUUCCCGUCGUUGAGCCAUACGGCAACCCUGCGCCCUUUGCGGAGCCGGCGUGGUACAAUACCCUGGCUUCUCCUUACUACGAUGAAAGCCAUCGGAGGGUGAGGGACUACGUGCGCAAGUACAUCGAGGAGCAUAUCGCGCCCAAUAUUCAAGAGUGGGAAGAGAAGGGACAUGUCCCCGAUGAAGCAAGAAUUCAUUUUGCCAAAUCAGGCUUGGCUUUCCCAGACUUGCCGCGUGAAUAUGCUGGCGAUGUUCCAUUACCGGGCAAUGUCCCAGCUGAGAAAUGGGAUAUCUUUCACUCGCUUGUUGUAAGCUACGAAGCUAGUAGAAUAUGGGCUGCCGGAGUGUCUGUGGGACUCAACGGCGGCACGACAAUCGGCGUACCUCCUGUCAUCCAUCAUGGCACAGAAGAGCAGAAGAAAUGGUGGCUUCCUGGGCUUGUUAACGGGAAAACAAGCUUUUGUCUCGGUUGUACUGAGCCUACUGGCGGCUCCGAUUUGGCGAAUUUGAAGACCACGGCAACCAAAUCAGAUGAUGGAACAUAUUACACCGUCAACGGCCACAAGAAGUGGAUCAGCGGUGCGAUACGUGCUAGCCACAUGACAACUGCUGUAAGGACCGGAGGCCCUGGUAUUAAGGGCAUCUCAGUCCUGGUCAUACCUCUUGAUCUUCCCGGCGUUUCUCGACGCAAGAUUAGUAAUAGUGGAUGGAACGCUGGAGACAGCACAUGGGUGACACUGGACAAUGUCAAAGUACCUGUCAAUCACCUCAUCGGGCAGGAGAACGCUGGGUUUCAGUACAUUAUGACCAACUUCAACAAGGAACGAUUCAUCCUUGCUGUACUCAUGAACGGCCAGGCCAGAAUUUGCCUGGAAGACGCCUGGGCAUAUGCCAUAGACCGCCACACAUUCGGCAAGCCACUCAUGUAUCAUCAGAUCAUUCGACAUAAGCUCAUCACAAUGGCGCGCUACAUCGAGUCGCACUGGGCCUGGCUCGAACAGAUUGCGUAUCAUGCUCACACUACCGGCUCCAUGGGCACAGAACUAGCAUCAAGGAUCGCCAUGGCCAAGAUUCACGGCGGACGUCUUCUAGAGCUCGCGAACCGGGAGGCACAGCAGAUAUUUGGUGGUGCUGGAUAUCAGCGUGGCGGCGUUGGGGCUCGCGUCGAACAGAUCAGCAGAGACCUUCGAGUGAACAUCGUCGGCGGCGGAAGUGAGGAGAUCAUCACGGACUUGGCUGUUCGGCAAGAGAUUGGCGCAGCUGAGAUCCUCGGAGAAACUUGGUCUGAGCUCAGAGACCUCCUGAUGAACUUCAUGGGUGGUAGCAGGCCCGGACAGGCGACCGCAGUUCCGUCCGCUGUGUCACCCGGGGACUCAUCCAAAUGCCAUGGCUGUGGUGUCUCCUCCGAAAACUUCCCCUCGCCGAUGAAGAAGUGUUCCGCGUGUCAAAAGGCGUGGUAUCAUUCCCAGGACUGCCAGCGCUCGCACUGGAAAAUGCACAAGCCGACCUGUGUCGCCCACCGCCCGGCUCCAGCCCCGUCCACGGCUGCGUCGCCGGGCAUGGGCCCCGCAUACAACUAUUACAACAAUGUGGCGCGAACAUCUGAGGAGGGGCAGGCGUUGUUGCGCUCGCUUAACAUCGAUCCUAUCUCGGUUCGCCCAGGAAUGGAAUUGCCACUGCGCCGUCUCGUCAUCGCUGGCAAAGACACGCCUGGAUACUUGCGAAUUCUCUUUGGGCCGACGUUUGCUAGCGAGAAGAAGGAAUUGGAGAGGGUUAGGCUGGAGGUCCUGAUUGACCCUCCUCGUGGCUCCCCAAUGUACGUGAAACAAGACCUUGAUGACGCCGGAACCAAGCCUCCCACUCGUGCGCUUCGACCGGCGAGCGAGGCGGAACUGGAGACGUUGAAGGAAGUGCGGGAGAUCCAGGAGAAAGUCAGACAGAAGGUUGGGGUUGGACGUUCGCCUGAUACAAGAGUCAUGCAAGAAGUCCUGAUGACUUUUGGGCCCGAUUGGUCAGAGAAGUUGCAGCUGUACAUGCUUGCAGUCAAUACUAUGGACCAAGGUGUCCGCCGCUGA
Molecule: messenger RNA, 2097 nt
Organism: Colletotrichum paranaense
Lineage: Eukaryota; Fungi; Ascomycota; Sordariomycetes; Glomerellales; Glomerellaceae
Product: acyl-CoA dehydrogenase domain-containing protein
Exons: 6
Coding region: 1-2097 (698 amino acids)
Biological process (GO): fatty acid beta-oxidation using acyl-CoA dehydrogenase
Cellular component (GO): cytoplasm
Molecular function (GO): flavin adenine dinucleotide binding; acyl-CoA dehydrogenase activity
Source: RefSeq, a predicted model, not a curated record